Ichthyophthirius multifiliis is the source of this 4671-nucleotide messenger RNA. RefSeq lists its product as hypothetical. Gene Ontology annotation, molecular function: protein binding. NCBI's taxonomy places the organism in Eukaryota, Ciliophora, Oligohymenophorea, Hymenostomatida. The record is from RefSeq and is a predicted model, not a curated record. The transcript is spliced from 12 exons.
AUGAGUGAUUUAUUAUUUGGUUGGCUUAACGACGAAGUUUAAUUAAGCAAAAAAAUAAUUAGCUUUGAAGAAGAUUUUUCAAACGGUUACUUUUUUGGAGAAUUAUUAUCAAAAUAUAAUCAGCAAUUGAAUUUUGAUGAAUUUAAAAACAAAGAUAUUCGAACAGCAAAAAUAAAGAAUUUUAAUCUUCUUUAACCUACUUUUACAACAUUAAAAAUAAAAUUUGAUACUAUAACUGUAGAUUAAAUAAUAAAAUGCUAAAAAAAUGUUGCUGCCAAUAUUUUAUAUCAAUUAAAAAUGGCUUUAGAAAAAGUAAAUAACCCAGCAGAUAUGAUUUUUAGUAGUAAAUCUGGAAAAUAUAACACAAUAACACCUUUGAUGAAAAUUAAUCCUCCAAUUGAUUAAUAUGCUAAAAUGGAAUCUCAUUUUUUUGAUUAACUUAUAAAUUAAAAAAAUAAACCUUAAAAAGUUGUAAACUUAGAUAAACAUUUAGAGCAUUAUGAUAAAUAUAAAAAACAAUAAGACCAAAUUAUAUAUUAAUAAAAAUAAAAAUAUGAGGAAGAGUAUAAAGCAUUAAGAGAUUAAAUGAGAAAGAUUUAGCUUAAUAAACUUUAAAGAAACAUGGCUUUUUAAGAAGAUUGGAAUGAUAAAGGUUAAGAAUAAUGGAAGAAAAAUUAAGAAAUUAGAAAACAAAGUGAAUUAGCUGAUUAAUAAUUUACUCAAAAAAUAACUUUAAAAGCAUAAAAUAAAUUGAAUACAAUAAAAGAAACUACUAAAAAUGAAGUUCUUGGUGAUAUAGAAUAAUUUGAGUUAAGCUUGAAGAAAAAAGGUUUAAUUCUAGAAGAAGAUAAUAACGGAAACAUAAUCAAAAAAGAAAAUAAAAAUUUAGUAAGUGCAACUGCAACAAUGAAUAGGAUUAAAGAAAAAUAAAAAUUAAAUGAAUUUUUGAGAAAAGAAAGAGACAAAAGAAGAAGAAAGAUGAUUGUAGAUUAAUCUAAAUUACAAAGGGAUAUUUAAGUCAAAAAAAGAGAGGAAUUAGUUUUAAAAAAAUUAGAAUAAUAAUCAAGAUAAGUAAUAAUAUUAUUAUAAAUUUUAUUUAAAAUAAAAUAAAAAAAGGAAAAAGAAAUAGAAUACGAAGUAUGGAGAGCACAAUAAUGCAAAUAAAUAAUAAUAGAAAAUAGAAGAAUAAGAUAAGAUAAAUAUAAAUAAAAAAAUGAAGUAAUGGUGAUAAAUGCUAAAUAUAAAGAAGAAGAAAUGCUAAAAUAAUUAAAAGAAGAAAAUAACAAAGACAUAAAAAGUAAAUUAGUAAGAUAAAAUGAAAUAGAAAUAUAGUAAAAGUAAAUGUAAAGAAAGUAAAAUUAUUUUAAAUGCUAAGAUAUUGUUCAUUAAUUUAUUGAUUUAGCAAAUAUUUGUUAUGACUAGUAAUAAUUAAAUGAUACUAAUUUAAUUGAUACAAAUUUAUUUUAAAAUUAAUUACAUUUAUUUAUUAACGAAAUGAAUCUAAUUAAAACUAAAUAAUUUGCUAAUGCUGAUAUAAUAUAGAAUUUAAAAUAAUAAUAUGAAGAUUAAUAAGAAAGCAAAAAGUUCGUAAUUUCUAAACAAUUUCAAGAUUAUUUAACAGGAUAAGGAAUUUGGGUUCCAUAACAUAAUUUUCCUUAAAAUGAAGAAGAUGAGAAAAAUAUACCUAAUCAUGCCAUAAAUAACUACUUUUUAGGAGAUUUAAUAAUUUAAAUACUUGAGAAAUAUUAUGAAUAAAAAUUAGAAGAAUAAAAGAAAAUUAAAAAUAAUCAUUUUGAUUGGCUUCCAAUAAAAAUAGCUAUACUCGGAUAUUAAUUUUCUGGAAAAAAAACUAUAGCAAAUUUACUUUAAUAAAAAUAUAAUGUAAAAAUACUUUCUGUUGAAAAAUUAUUAAAUGAUCUAAUAGAUACAUGGAGGUAAUAUUAGCAAAAAUAAUAGUAAAUAUAAUAAAAAAUAUUAAAAACAUAAGAAAUAGAAAAUAUACUUUUGGAUGGAAAAGAAAUUCCUGAUGAAUAUUACAUUAAGCUUAUCAUGAAAGAAUUAAAUAAAAUACAUCCUGAAGUAUCUGAAGAAUAAUUUUUAGAAAACUAUGAAAAAAUUCUAUAUUUAAACGAUAAUCAUAAUGAUUAACAAUUAUGUAUCGACAAUGAAAAUAGAGAUAUAGAAUUCCCUUUAACAUAAGAAGAUAUUUUCAAAAAUUAAUUAUCAAAUAAAAAUCAUAAAUACACUAAUGGUGUGAUUUUAUUGGAUUUUCCACAUUCAUAUGAAUAAGCGAAAUUAUUAGAAAAAGAGCUUUCUGGUUUUAUGCCUAAAGAUGAAGUUAUUUAAAGUGAAUUUGAAAAAAGUGUUUAAAAAGCUUCUUUAAUUGUUAAAGGCAAAGAAGUAGAAAUAGUGAAAAGGUCUUUAAUUAAAGCAGGUUUGGAUAAUGUUUUUUAUAUAAAUAUUGAUAAAACUGAAAGUCUAAGAAGGGCUUUAGGAAGAAGAUAUGAUCCUUUUACAAAACAAUAUUAUCAUUUAGAUGAUAAUAUUCCACCUGUUGAUAAUGCUCCUCUAGUAGAAAGAAUUGAAGGAAUUAUGUAAUAAUCCGAAAUUGGAAUAGUCGACAAAAAUUGUUUAUUAGAUAAUAAUUAUUAAGAACUUAAAGAAUGGUACUCUAUGUUUGGUUAGUAUUAUAAUUCUUAUGAAAAUAAUUAAUCUGAUAAUUAAGAGGGAUAUGAAAUAAAUGAAUAAGAAGAAUAAAAUUAGUAUGAAUAGGAAAAUUUAGAUCAUGAUAUAAAUCAUAUAAAUUCUUAAAAUAAAUAAUCAGAAUUAAAAUAGGAAUAAUAGGGAUAAAAUAAUAGUCCAAACAAAGAUAAAUAAUAUGAAAAAAAUAAAUAAGAAGAUAUAAAUAUAGAAAAUUAAGAAGAUAAAAAAUAAUAAUAAUAAUAAUAAUAAUAAUAAUAAUAAUAUAUAGUUAAAAAAGAAUUAAUUUGUUGUCAUUAAGCAAUUACAAAUCUUGCAAAUUUAUGGAAAAAUACAUAAGAUUAUUAUAUUAAUAUAACAUAAGAUGUUUUUUAUGAUUUAUAAGAAUAAAAAGAAUUAAUUAUAGUUAGAUUUAAUGAUAUAUAAAAAAAGUUUUUAAAGUUAAUAUAAAGAUAAGAUAAUAAAUUUGAAUAUGUAAGAUAAUACUAAGAAUAAUAUAAUGACUUUGUUUAAAAUUAUCCAGAUAUGUGUGAAGAAUAGUAAACUAAAGAAGAGUUGCACUAAAGAGUUGAAGAUUUACAUAAUUUACUUUAUGACAUAAUUGAAAAUAAACGAGAAGAAGCAACUGAAGAAAGAAACUAAAUAAUUAAAAGUGGAUGGAUUUAAAAAGAAAUGGAAAAAUUUACUCUUUUAAUGCAAAGAUUAAUUUAAGCUGAAUUAAGUAGAUCUUUUAGUUGUUAACAGCUAAUAGCAGAUUACUAUACUUUAGUUUUAGGUGAAGAAUUAUAAGAAAUACCUGAAUAUUAUAAAAAUGAUAUUAUAAGCAAUUAAGACUCACUUCCUCCUGUAGAAGAUGCAUAAAGUUUUCCUAGAAUAGAAAAGAUUAUUGAUUCAGCCUUAAAACUACAUAACGGAGAAGAAGAAUAGGAAGAAAAAGGUGCUAAUAAAAAGGGUGGAAAAGUAGCUAAAAAAGAAGAUAAAAAAGCUCCUAAAAAAACAGGUAAAAAUGCUCAAGAAGAAGUAGAAGAAAAAAAAGAGCUUAAUCCAUUAGAGAAAAAUAUGAAAGAGGCAUUGCAUAUAGAAAAAAGCAUAUUUAGAUAUAGAAUAUAAGUACUUAAAGAUUUUUCUAUUAGUAGAUUGAAAGAAAUGAAAGCUUUAAGUAGUAUUUUAUAUGGAAAGCUUGAGGAUUGGAUUGAAUACACUUUUAAAAUAGAAAACGAUGCAGUUAAUGAAAUGGAUUACAUUUUUAGAUAAUAUAUUGAAGAAGAAAAAAAAAUUUAAAAAGAAAUUCAACUUAAUUAUGUCGAUGUUAUUAUUUCUCAUUAAAUUUUAAAUUUUUUAACUCCACCACCGAUUAUUUUACCUGCUAAAGAAACUAUCUUUUAACACAAAUUCAGUAUUUCUUAAUUAUAUGUAAUCAUCGAAGAAAUCAGAAGUAUCACUAAUGAAAGAAAUUUAGUAGAAUCAAGAGAAUUAGUCCAAUUUUUGUUUAGAAAAACAAUUAAUAAAAUUACAUCCGAUGUAUUGCCUUCUAUUUGGAGAAAAAAUACUAUAUAUGAUUAUCAGAGACUUGUUCUUAAUUUAGACCCUCAAAAAACUGGAUAUGUUAACAGUAGCCAUCUAUGCGUUUAUUUAUGUUUAUUAGGAGCUACAUUACCUUCAAACUAAGAAUUGUAAAUUUAUGCGUAAAAUUUAGUUUUUGCGGCUAAUGGAGAGCAUUAAAUUGAAAAAAAUCCAUUUAUGUUUACUGAAGCUUGGUUUGACAAUCAAGAAUCAUGUGAAAUUGAGCAAUAUUCGAAAUAAUUCGAUCGUCCUAAAUGUUUGAAAGAAUUAAUGUUUUAUGUUUAUAAAGAUUUUGAAACAGAUUUAGUUGAUAUCAAUUAAUAUAUUUAAGCUUUAAGUGCAUUAAAUUAUAUCCAUGGACAUCUAAAUGAAAAUAUUAAGACAUACAAUGAUGUUUUAUUAAGUUGA